AUACAACCUUUAAACUACUUAGGAAUUAGAUCAUAUGACUUUCCUCUUUUUUUUUUAUAGAAUCAUUGGGGGUUAGUAUUGAGUGCAGUAUUACAAUGGAGGAAGACCUUUUGUAUCCAAAGCUUUUCAUUGGAAGAGUAUAGCUGGCAGCCCUUUGAGAGGCUUACUUAUUACUGAAGAAUAGGUCUGCUUCUGUCCACCACACGUAUUUCUACAGGAUUCAGACUAAAAACUCUUAGUGGACAUGAGUAUUGGAAAACUUUCUAGAGUGGGAAUUCAAGGAGCAGGGUUUAUGGAGGUGUGCAUAACAGUGAAAUUGUAAAGCAUUGGGUAUUGAUUUUUGAGGGAUUCUCUCAGACAUAGCCUGUUGCCAGCUGUCUACAUAAAAUAGUUGACUGGACUAAAGGCAUUUCUCUUCAGUGUCAAUGCAGCAACCCAUAGCUAUUUCCAUUAAGUCUUUCCUCUAAUUGUCUUCACUCUAAAACCAGCUGCAGAAUAGUCUCUAGCAAUUCGUCUUCAUGCAGGGAGGCAGCAGUAAUAAAGCAUGCCAAGAACAGAUUUCAGGACUUCUUGGGAGAAUCAAUCAAGAGGCAUUGCAGGAGCAAAAUUAGCUUUGAUGGGGAAGAUGGGUAAAGUUUUGGUGACGUCUGGUACAUACAUGCUCUCCCGUCAGAGUUUGACAGUACAAUGCUGUGCCACCAAAAACAACCCCAUCUCAGUCUUUAGGAAGAAGAGCCUGAAGUGGAAGUCAGUCACAACCUUAUAGGAUGGAAGAAAAGGGCCAAAAGACCAGAAGAGGAAAAAAAAAAACCAUACUUGGGAUUUCCAUAAAAUUUAAGCCUAGGCAGGGCUAGGCAGCAAAAGCUCUCGUUAUCAGAACCUCAGCUCCGGUGGCCCUGAUUUCUCACAAAAUCUGAUUUUGGUAACUCAACUUUUUUAAACCUUGUCUCUCAAAGAUACCAAUUCUGAAGGUACUUGAGGUGGCUCUUUAACCCAGCUGAAGAAGGGUAGCUGCGUCAAAAGUCUGUGUUUCUGUCUGAAGACUUGAGUCCCAGUUCCGGUGGCCUCCUUUUCAAAGACUCAGUCUAACACAUCCUAAAUUAACUCACCAGGCAACAGAGUGUGAAAUCGGACAUGACCGAUCGAUCCUUGGGCAUUGAUUCAAAGCAAAACUAAUGGAAUGUAAAGAAAAUGGAUGAACUUGUGACCAUGGGCGAUUGGAACCUGUUGGGCAGCAUCCUUGAAGAAGUGCACAUCCACUCUACCAUAGUUGGCAAAAUCUGGCUCACAAUCCUGUUCAUAUUUCGGAUGCUGGUGCUGGGAGUGGCUGCUGAAGAUGUCUGGGAUGAUGAGCAGUCUGAGUUCAUCUGCAACACAGAGCAACCUGGCUGCAACAAUAUCUGUUAUGACCAGGCCUUCCCCAUCUCUUUGAUCAGAUACUGGGUACUGCAGAUCAUAUUUGUCUCUUCUCCAUCACUAGUUUACAUGGGCCAUGCACUCUACAGGUUAAGGGCUCUCGAGAAAGAGCGACAGAAGAAGAAAGCCCACCUGCGAGCUCAGCUAGAAGACCUGGAACCCAUGCCUGAGGAGCACAGGAGAGUGGAGAGAGAACUGCGUAAGCUGGAGGAACAGAAGAAAGUGAAUAAGGCACCCCUGAGAGGGUCCCUGCUGCGCACCUAUGUCCUACAUAUCCUGACCCGAUCUGUGGUCGAAGUGGGCUUUAUGAUAGAGAAGACCAUCUUCAUGGUCUUCAUGAACAGCAUUGCUGCUGUCUCUCUGUUCCUCAACCUCCUAGAAAUCGCCCACCUGGGCCUCAAGAAGAUCAAGAAAAGCCUCUACUGGCGUCCGCCACGACUGGAGGAGGAGGCCAGCCUCUGCAACUCCAAGAAGAGUUCCGUGGUGCAGCCAGCCUCCCUGGCCAGCAACGCCUCUCUCCUGCGGCCUUCCACAGCUCCGCAGCCACCCCUUGCUCCCUCUACUGCCGCUCCCGCGGGGCAGCCGGAUGUUCAGCCGGGCCGCCAGCACCGCGGAGAGCUCCGCAGCGCCCCGCCGACCCGCCGGCGGCACAGCGCGGGGCAGCACCACGGACAGCAGCCGCCGCCCUCCUCCAGCAGCGACGAGGCGUCGCGGGCACCCAGCACGGCGGCCUUAGCCCGCCGGGCGCCCCGCAGGCACAGCCGGGGCAGCGGCUGCCGCGACCGCGAUGAGGAACGCGGAGAAUCCCCGGACAGCGGGCACUGCCCGGGCACCCGCAACUCCAGCUUCCUCUCCCGCGUCCUCACCGGGAGCCGGGAAAGCAGCGACAGCGACAGCGCCGCCUCCUGUGGAGACCCCGGCCGCGGCUCGGGCUCCGGCUCGGAGGGGAAGUGCCGGGAGGAGGACAGCCCGACCAGCAGCCCGCCGCCGGCCGCCGCCAUGGGCCGACGUGUGUCGAUGGCAAGUAGCCCAAGGGGAAGCCCAAGGGAGGGGGUGGCGGCGGAUCCUGGGCCGGGGCUGGUACCCCCGGCUCCCUGUCAGGGCCCCGGGGAGGAGGGGGGCAAGCCGGGGCCAGGGAGGCUUGGGCUGCGCUUCCGACCCUAA
Molecule: messenger RNA, 2580 nt
Organism: Pezoporus occidentalis (night parrot)
Lineage: Eukaryota; Metazoa; Chordata; Aves; Psittaciformes; Psittacidae
Gene: GJA10
Product: gap junction protein alpha 10
Exons: 3
Coding region: 1192-2580 (462 amino acids)
Biological process (GO): cell-cell signaling
Cellular component (GO): connexin complex
Molecular function (GO): gap junction channel activity
Source: RefSeq, a predicted model, not a curated record